UAUUUCCUUGAUAAACAUGAUGACUGUACAAAAUGCUAUUUUUGCUGUGAAAAUGUUCCAGAACAUGAUAGACUUCAGAAAUGCAAAGAUCUGGGAAUGCCUCGUAGAUUGCAGUGUUUAAAGACAAAACAAAAUAAGAGGUGCAAGACCUUAUUUUAUCAAACCAGUGUUAAGAUGUCUGUCACGAUAACACCAAUAAAUACAAAUGUCUCAGUGGCGGAAAAAGACAAAGAACCUUUAACUAUGAUUAAUAAAGGAACUAUUACUCCUAAAACUUCAGGACACGGCAGCACCUGGUCUCGGCAGCCAUUAACCACCAAUGCCUCAGAGUCCCUGGCCACCUCUAGCAAGCCCACAUUACAGGUAGAAAAGGCUUUGAAGCCAUCACCACCAAAGGUCCGCACUGACAAGACUGGUUUGAUUACAGUAGUCACUGUAUUGGUCAGCUUGUUUAUUGCCAGUGUAUUGGUUGUUAUUAUGGUGCUCAUUUGCAAGCAUAAGACUCCUGCAGGAUUCACUGGAGUCAAACGUGAUGAUAUCGACAUAUCCAUCAUUCCCGAAGGUAUAGAAUCAAAGAAAAUUGAAAACAACAGCAUAAUGGGUAUUAGUUAAAUCCAACUAAUGGUCUAUUAUCAAUGCCGCGUUCUGAUUGGUUGACCUACUAUGUAAGAGCCCUCUAGUAACGAAAAGCGCGGGCUUUUUGGUGGCAAAAAAGGAUUAAAGUCUAGCUUUAACUAGCUAAAAAUUUUUUAUUCUCGAUAUCUUUGACCAACUAGUUGGAUUUUACUAAAACAAUUAUUCCUCUCGCCCUCAUGGCCUCCGAGUCAAUAGCCCAUUCGGCCUUCGGCUAGUUUGCUACACAGCCGUUUUUAGUGUCGUCACGCAGCGUUGCGUGACGACACUAAAAACGGCUGUGUAGCAGACUAGCCGAAGGCCGAAUGGGCUUUUGACUCAGAGCCCAUUCGGGUUCGAGGAAUAAUUGUUAAACAGUCAAAUCGCCAAAAUCUUAGCCAUCAAACGUUGGAAAGCUAAUUUUAUAAGUCAACCGUCAAAGAAUGGAGUGUUUGUAUUCUCCAAACACACCCAGUUCAGAGGAUCCAUUGCCCAAAUAGAGUGUUUCUGGACCUCCUAUCUGGUCAUAUUUUCUUCCCUUUGAAAAUAUUUAAGACUGAAAAUUACCAAAGACGUUCGUCUUGCAGUCAUCCUCGGAAACAGGCCAGGGGCAGUCACUCAGGUCGGGAUAAACGGCGUUGAAAGUUUUAAAGAACGGUCGCGGUCGAGAGAGACCCUAGAAUGCCACUGAAAGCAAACCAGUUCUGCGAAUCACUCGAAUGCUUGUCUCUGAUUGUGCCCAAUUGGAGGCCAGCAUCUAUCGCGCUGCUUUCGUGAUCUUUUUAUACGAAGCCAAUCUGAGACAAACAAUUGAAUGAGUCGUGGAACUGGUUCGUUAAGAGUAGCAUACCAGGGGCUCUCUCGUACGUUCUCGAAAACUUUCGCCGCCGUUUAUACCUACCCGACUGACCGCCCCUGGGUCUCGGAGGAUGUCUUGCAGAGCGCUACAUGUUUAGAUACGACCUAGACUACGAGUAGUCCCCCAUUUUUCCCCAGGGAUAGUAGAGCAAGCGAAACGCGAGGGCGCACGCGUGUCGCCUUUUCUCGCGUGGGAUGAUUUUCACGCGCGCUCGCGUUUCGCUUUCUCUACUAUCGCUGCGGAAAAAUGGGGGACUAUUCGUAGUCUAGAUACGACCAUGUUGGUUUAUUUUCAGAAACAACCCCAUGGGCGGAUUUAUAAGUGGCCCAAGGCGGGUGGCGGGGUGGCUUUAUUGCUAUAGAAAUUGGAAACCUAUCGUUGCAAUUAAAAAAUUUGGUCAUGACGUACUUACGCCCGUAGAGACUCUCGGGAGGGGCCGGGGAGACUCUUCAAGGGAGGGGUGGGGAGUCCCACACAUGCAGCUUGCGUUUCUGGCUCCUCCCGUCACCUUAUCGCUGUUUUUAAGUCACAUACCUAUUGUUAAGGCUUUCUCUAGAAAUAACUUCAGUUAGUAGCUUCCUUUUCCGUCCCAGAGGCUUUUUUAACGCUGGCAUUGUGAAAACGCCAAAGUAAAAAGUGCAGCUUUAAAAUUCGCAUAAUUAAUAACACUGAAAUGUAUCAAUCAUAGUGGUAAUUAGUGCGCAUUAAUAUAAAAAAAUUAGCAUAACGUCAGAACAGAGAUUAUCACAACGCAGAUUUUUUGGCCUGUUUGUAGGCUUGGCCGUUUGGCAUGGCAUUUGAAGGUCCUGCAGUGAAUAAAUUUAAUUUAAUGAAAGGUUGACUCGUUAUUGCACACAUCAUAAAGAUGACGUUAUGAGUUUUUCAUGGUGUUUAGAAAGACAGUUAGUUUCCAAGAAAGCAAAAAAGGAAUUACACCAAAAUUUCCGAGCUUGGAAGUAUGAUAUUAAAUAAGCAGCAUUGUUAUGAUGCUUUGGAGUAAAUUGAGUAAUUAGCUCAUUUGACUAGUGAAAAUAUAAGACUCAAAAUUUAUUUUCGUUUUAUUUUCAUGGAGGUUAUUUGCCAAACACCACACUUUAAAUUCCCGACGUUGGAUUUUCAGUCGCAGGUCUAGAUGUUGCAAAAUUCGUCUUUAACUUGUUUCAAAGAUUUGCUUGACUGUCUGGUGCAAAUUAAGAGAUGAAUAUUAUGAUCAAAUGCUCCUUACAUUUAUAUCUAACAUAAAUGUAUACACAAACUAUAAAAUGUACAAGCAAAAUUAUAUAACAUCUUGCUACAUUAUGAUGAAAAGCCUAAAAAACUGAUAAGAGUCAUAUAAAAAUUACAUUUAAAAAUUGUUAUAGAAAAUAAAUUAAAUUAAAUUAUAAAACUAGAUCUAACACUAAAAUACACGAGUAAUCAUGCUAACAGAGGCUCUAGGUGUUACAAAUAAGGAAUGCUUUCUUGAACAAGUACGUCUUAAUUGCUCCUUUGAAAAGAUCAUAACCUCUAAUUGCUCUUAUUUCAGAGGGUAAUGUAUUCCAUAAUCUAGUGGCUGCUACUUGGAAUGUUUUAUCUUCAAGAGUUUUCUUGUUUGAUUCUUUACCCAUGCCGAUGGCGGCUCUAACAACAGUUCCUUGCACGAACGCAGGUUAUUUCGUGUCCAUUUAUUAAUCUUGAUAAAGUUGCAAAAAAAGGAUGGUACCGACAUCAUAAAUUAUCUUAAUACUUAAGAUAAAUAUUUUAUACUUAAUUCUAAAACAAACUGGAAGCCAGUGCAGACGAUUUAAAGUAGGUGUUAUGUGGUCAAAUUUAGGUACCGCUGGAAUGUCACAAUUUUUUUUCCAAGUAAAAAGCAAAAGGACAGAUAACAUCACUUAGGCAUCAGUUUUUAUGUCUUCCGGUUAUAGAACAUCAAGCUUGAACACUAAAAUAAGCUACUCCUAUGGGUUAUUUUAGCUGGAAGAGUCCGUAAUCAAAAACUAAUCUGUCCCUUCAAUUUACUGUGAUUAAUGUCGGGAAAAGAGGAGUCAGGGGUAUAUUCAAUUUAGGGGAUUUCUUUGCGAUGAAGUGUGUUUACAGGCCCAACAGGUAUUACAUUCUUUAUCAAAACAUUGAAUAAUUCGCUCUGAUUACUCACAAAAUUAUUCUAACCAGAAAGGCAAAAUUAAACGAUAUAAAAUAGUGCUGACUCACCGUCUUUGUUGUUUGGUGUUGUUUCACAGACGUGGACCUAUCAGAUUUGCCUUACGAUGUGGAGAAAUCCAUCUGUAGAUUGGAUACAAGAACUAGAGGUAUCAGUGACUGGUAUAAUGUGGGUCGUCAGCUGGGUAUCCCUGGUAAAGACAUGAAACCUUUAGAGAUGGAAUAUAAUCGUCCAGAAGGAAGUCCAGCUAAACUGUUAACCGAAAAAUUGCAUACAAAAUAUUGCCUUAAGCUCCGAGAAUUUGUUAUUGCACUUCAAAAGGUAGGACGGAACGACAUCGCUAAAGAAAUUUGCAGCUUCUAUGAAAAGAAUGAAUACUUGACAAACGAUCGUUUCACCAGCAGUUCGACUGUUGAGUCGUAUGUAUAA
Molecule: messenger RNA, 4043 nt
Organism: Porites lobata
Lineage: Eukaryota; Metazoa; Cnidaria; Anthozoa; Scleractinia; Poritidae
Source: the annotation of a GenBank genome assembly